AUGAAUCUCCUCUCCCUCCCCGCCGAGAUCUUCCUUUCUAUCACAGACCACCUAUUCUAUAAUGAUCUUAAUUCCCUCCUCCAAAGUAACCACUGCCUCUUCUACCUCUUAUCCCCAACCCUCCGCACGCAUGCCUUCACCGACAAAGACGGUAUGCCCGCUCUCCAUUGGGCCUGCCAACAUUCCUAUCUCUCACUAGCCAGGAUAAUUCUCGACAAAGAUACAUCUCUCAUCAACUGCCACAGAAACAAAACGAAAAAAGCACCCAUAUGGCAUGCAAUCCAGGGAGGCAACGAACUCAUCGUGAGACUGCUGGAAAAAGGUGCGCCUGCAUGGACCGAAUCCAGAAACCGCCUCAACCCUCCACUGCUAUAUAUCGCGGUCCAGAAUGGAAAUGUGGAGAUUGUGAGGCUUCUAUUGGAACACAGGGCACGGGAGUAUCCGGGGGUUUCGCUAGGGUUUUUAGGGUCCAAGCCGUUGUCAGUUGCCGUGAUGAGCGGGAACGUGCAUAUGGUGAGGUUAUUGGUAGACUAUGGGGCCAAUAUAUUUGGUCGUGACGUGUGCUAUGCAUUGAGAAUGUGCAAAUCGGAGGAGAUCUUUGAGCUGAUGUGUGAGGUGUUUUCGAAGGAUAUACGGAUCCUAAUGCGGAAUAGAGAUGGUACGAAGGGCGAUUUUGCAAUGAGCCAUGAUGCGGUGGGCAGUGGGAGGGUGCUGAUGUUGGAAGUGUUGAUGGAUAGAGCUGAGAUUGUGGGUGGGGCGAGGGAGCAUGGAAAGACUUUGGUGGAGUACGCGGGGUGGUUGGGCAUAAUGGUGGAUUUGUAG
This is a messenger RNA of Morchella importuna, 822 nucleotides long. RefSeq lists its product as uncharacterized. The record is from RefSeq and is a predicted model, not a curated record. Gene Ontology annotation, molecular function: protein binding. The transcript has a single exon. Bases 1 to 822 code for a protein of 273 amino acids. NCBI's taxonomy places the organism in Eukaryota, Fungi, Ascomycota, Pezizomycetes, Pezizales, Morchellaceae. Gene Ontology annotation, cellular component: cytoplasm.